GGCAGAAACUCUCCAGAUGUCUUCCAGUAGUGACAAGGUUUAUAUCCCAAUAUUACAAAGAAACACCAGAGACCUUCCUGCAAUGACUACAAGUGACCUGAAGACACGUAAUGAAAGGACUGUGUUAAGUUUUCAUAACCUCUCCUAUCAAGUAAAAAUGAAGAGUGGCUUUCUCCCUGGUCAAAAAACAGUUGAGAAAGAAAUAUUAUCAAAUAUCAGUGGGAUCAUGAAACCAGGCCUGAAUGCCAUUAUGGGAACUGCAGGAGCAGGCAAAUCUGUAUUAUUAGAUGUCUUAUCAGCAAGGAAAGAUCCACAUGGAUUAUCUGGAGAUGUUUUGAUAAAUGGAGCACCUCAUCCUGCUGAUUUUAAAUGUCAUUCAAGUUAUGUAGUACAAGAUCAUGUCAUGAUGAGCACGUUGACAGUGAGAGAAAACUUACAGUUCUCGGCAGCUCUGCGACUUCCAAUGACUGUGACAAAUCUUGAAAAAGAAGAGAGGAUUAACAAAGUCAUUGAAGACCUGGAUCUGAAUAAAGUUGCAGAUUCCAAAGUUGGUGAUCUGUCUGGAGCAGAGAAGAAAAGGACCAGUAUUGCCAUGGAACUAAUCACUGACCCUUCUAUCUUGUUCCUGGAUGAGCCCACUAAUGGUUUAGACUCUAGCACGGCACAUGCUGUGCUUUUACUCCUGAAGAGGAUAUCUAGGCAAGGAUGUACAAUCAUAUUCUCCAUUCAUCAGCCUCGGUAUUCCAUCUUCCAGUUGUUUGAUAGCCUCACCUUACUGGCUUCGGGAAAAUUAGUGUUCCAUGGACCUGCACAAGAGGCUGUGCAGUACUUUGCAUCAGUAGGCUACCAUAAUGAGCCUUACCGCAACCCUGCAGAAUUUUUCUUGGAUAUCAUUAAUGGAGUCUCCUCUGCUGUUGUGUUAAGUAGCGAUGAAGAAGACUGUGAAGCAAAUGGGAUUGAAGAACCUUCUAACAGUGACAAACCAGUCAUAGAAAAAUUAGCUGAGUAUUAUGCUGACUCCACCUGCUACAGAAAAAUAAAAACUGAAUUAGAGACAUUCUCAGGUAGUCUGAAGAAGAGGAAUUUUGGAGAUCAAAAUUCCAGGAGAAUCACCUAUGCCACCUCCUUUUUUCAUCAGCUCAGAUGGAUUGCAUGGCGUUCAUUCAAAAACUUACUGGGCAAUCCCCAGGCCUCUGUAGCUCAGGUAAUCGUCAUAAUGAUAAUGGGAUUGAUUAUAGGUGGCAUCUUCCUUGUGCUAAAAAAUGAUUGUAAUGAAAUCCAGAAUAGAGCCUUGGUCCUCUUUAUGCUGACCGUCUAUGAGUGUUUCAGCAACAAGUCAGCUGGGGAGAUCUUUGUGGUGGAGAAGAAGCUCUUUAUACAUGAAUAUAUCAGUGGAUACUACAGACUCUCAUCUUAUUACUUUGGGAAAUUACUAUCUGAAUUAUUACCUAGGAGGUUGUUACCAAGUGUUUUAUUUACUUGUAUUCCAUACUUCAUGUUAGGAUCAAAACCAGUGCUAAAGUCUUUCUUUACCAUGAUUUUUACCCUUAUGAUGGUGCGUUAUUCAGCCAGUUCCUUGGCACUGGCCAUAGCAGUGGGUCAGAAUGGGGUAUCCAUAACAACCCUUCUCAUGAACAUCUAUUUUCUCUUUAUGAUGAUUUUUUUGGCGAUGUCAUUGUAUUUUGAAACCAUGGCACCUCAGCUCUUGUGGCUUCAGUACUUCAGUAUUCCUCAUUAUGGCUUCAUGGCUUUGCGGCACAAUGAAUUUUUGGGACAAAUCUACUGUGCAGGACUCAAUGCCACAGAAAGCAGUAACUGUCUCAACUAUAUAAUAUGUUAUGGUGAUGAAUACUUGACAACCUAUGGCAUUGAUCUCUCAACUUGGGGGUUAUGGCAGAAUUAUGUGGCUUUGGCUUGUAUGAUAAUUAUCUUCCUCACAGUUGCCUACCUAAAAUUACUGCUUCUUAAGAAACAUCCUUAAAUUCCUCCCAAUUUACCGUAAAUUUACCCCCACAUUAAAAAGCAACUUGAUUUAUUUUAAAUAUUCAAUGGUUUAUUUUUGUUGUGGUGGUCUUACGUUUAUUUGCUAUCAUACAAUGUAUGCAACUAAUCAGGUUCCUAGUUCAAGCUACUAGAAAGCUUAGCCCUAACUAGGCUAAAAUUGUAGACCAGUUUGUGCACUUUUUACUCUCAUUGUGAUUUGUUAUUUGCACUUUAGUUUUGCUUUACUCUUUGCUUUGACUACUUUAUAUUCAUGCUACUUUACUUAUACUUCGGGAUAUUAGUACAUAAGGGAAGGGCAGGUUAGGGAAGGGGAAAAGAGAACAAAUGAGAGAGAUUUGUAAUAUCACACCACUUACUGUAGUCCAUGACUUGUCAUGGGUGUGGAUUUCCAUCAUCCUCCCUAAGACAAAUCUGCUUUCUCUUUUUCUGAAUUGUCUCAUCUGCUGAAGAUCAUGUUCAGUCAGUUGUUGGUCCUUACAUUGGUCAGACUUGUCAAACAUUCCUUCAAUUUCCAUAUCAGUAUGGAUGUUCCUCCUGAAGUUACUGAGAAGAUACAGAUAGAUUCAUCCUGUGCAUAGUCCAAACCAAACACAGAGACAUCAAAAUUUAGGAAAAAUGGAGAAAGUGUUGAACAGGACUAGUUUUGAUUUUAUAGCAUCUUCCAGAAGUACACUUGACACUGGAAAAUGAGUAUCUUUAUUUGGAUAUUUGCCAGAAACACUCUUGUCACCAAGCUUUUAUCUCUAGAUGGAGG
Octodon degus (degu) is the source of this 2758-nucleotide messenger RNA. Its product is annotated as ATP-binding cassette sub-family G member 2-like. Gene Ontology annotation, cellular component: plasma membrane. The coding region runs from base 17 to 1981 and encodes 654 amino acids. The record is from RefSeq and is a predicted model, not a curated record. Gene Ontology annotation, molecular function: ATP binding; ABC-type transporter activity; ATP hydrolysis activity. The transcript is spliced from 15 exons. NCBI's taxonomy places the organism in Eukaryota, Metazoa, Chordata, Mammalia, Rodentia, Octodontidae.